This is a messenger RNA of Dioscorea cayenensis subsp. rotundata (Guinea yam), 1675 nucleotides long. Its product is annotated as probable F-box protein At5g36000. The record is from RefSeq and is a predicted model, not a curated record. Gene Ontology annotation, biological process: reproductive system development. Lineage: Eukaryota; Viridiplantae; Streptophyta; Magnoliopsida; Dioscoreales; Dioscoreaceae. Gene Ontology annotation, molecular function: protein binding. Gene Ontology annotation, cellular component: nucleus.
CUCAAAUGGCAGCGAUGGCGAAAGAGAAGGAGAUGGUGGAGAUCCAGAAGAGAAAGCGGAACGAUGGAGGAGGGACGCCGAGGAAAAGGUUGCAGGUGGGAGAGGCUGGACCACCACCUUUGGUUCAGAGGCCAAGGAAGACAGAAAGCGAGAAGGCUUUCCGCAAAGUCCAGACGAGGACCAGGCGGCUCACCAUUGCUUCAUGCACCUCGCCUGGCGCCAGCACCACCAACUUCCUUGCCCCUCACUCCAGCUUCAUUUGGUACGAUGUUGACACGUGGACAGAGGUAGCAAAGUACUUAGACGGAAAGAGCCUCGUGAGCCUAGGUCUAUCGAACCGCUGGUUCCACCAUCUGAUCAUGCAGGAGAGCAUCUGGCGUUACGCUUACCUCCGAGAUCUUCAAGUCCCUCUUUCCCUACGUCCCCUUCCUUUCCACUGGUCCAAUCUCUACGCCUCCGCUUUCGACGGCAGCCACUCGUACAAGUUCCGGCAGCGGGAGAGACACAUCGAUUGGAUGAGGAUCGGCGCGUUCUUCUUCGAUUCCCCGGCGGCUUUGCUGAUGGAGACGCUGGCGUUGCCAAGGAAGGUUCCAGAAGCUGGACAUGAUCCACAGAAAUCAGUCAUGGCCUCAGGCGCCUUCGUCCUCACCAACAUCCGCACCGGGAUCUGGAUCGCCGAUCUGCAGCUUGUCCGUUGUCCAGUCUGCAACCUUAACACCUGCGAGGGAACUAUGCAGAUACUGGACACCCGAGCAGCGGAGCUGUUCCUGGAGGAGGGAUACCAGAGCGGGAGCUGGGACUAUGUAGAGAUAGCAUCCCAUAAGAUUGAGAAGCAUUCCAGCACUGCAACUGGUGCUAUCUUUGAUCUAAAGCACUUGCACUCUCCUCACUCCGUUGGAGUGCUGGAUGUGAAGUCUUGGAUGGGCAAAGCUGAUGAUUGGCAACCUAAGGCCAGUAUUUGUCUCAACGCUGUUGCUGUGAACACUAACCUGCAGCACAACGAUGGGCUACACGUGAGAUUCGAGGUCAUGCGCAGUGGGGGAUCAGACGGAGAUGUGGUGUCUAUAAGGAUCUCACAGCAACUGAUAUAGGUCCUGCUCUUUCUUGUCCUCCUUGCAAUCGCAUUGAUCUUUUGCCUUUUCUAUAAUUGACAUUUUUUUUUUUGUGGGAAUUAUCCCUUCCAUUAUAUAGCAUGUAAAUGAUGGAUAAUUCAAGCGUCUGAUUUUGUGAAUAUCAGUAAUAAUUUUGUUUUUAAACAUACUAGUUUCUCAAACUUGGAAGUAAAAAAGGGUAGUUCCCCUUUAUUAUUUUCAUUGUUUGAAAGUUGAAACCCAUAAUAACUUGGGCUUAGAUUUAUCACCCUGAACACCCUGAACACAAUAAACCCUAGUGUCAUGGACAUCAAAUUUGAGUUUAAUAGUAUAAAAACCUAAUGUUUAAAUCACAUGAAUUGAAUAUGAAAACUGGGGGAAUGAAAUCAAAUAUAAAACCAAGGGGCUUCCAUAAAGAUAUGUUAGGCCUGAAAAAUAUAAUCAAACUCAUAAUGUGUCAUGUAGUGGUAUUUGUUCUAGGCAGUCUAAAUCCCAUGUGAACAAGCUGCAUAAUAUUAUUCCACAAUUUGUCAGCCAGAAACAAUUGGCUUCAUUUGAAGCGAGACUAGAAACAACCGCCCAGC